This is a messenger RNA of Striga asiatica, 1322 nucleotides long. The record is from the annotation of a GenBank genome assembly. NCBI's taxonomy places the organism in Eukaryota, Viridiplantae, Streptophyta, Magnoliopsida, Lamiales, Orobanchaceae.
CACGCGUUCACUAACGAGAGCUUGGACCGUGCCUUUUCACGCACCUUCCCAUUUCCCAAUUAACGCUAUAGCUGAAAACUCGAGUCAGAAAAUUUCAUCUCCUUUUUUCAAUCUUCAAGCUGAUCGAGCUCAAAAUUUGUUGAUUUUUCGGAACAGAAAAUGCUGGGCCGUCUCGCUUCGCGGCGCCUUCUUGAGAUCCGUCAAGCUUUCCGUCAGCUUCCCCAGGCAUCGAGAUCGUUGUCGACUGCUUUGAACUACCAUAUUGAUAGCCCGGAUAAUAAAGCAGACCUGCCAUGGGAAUUCACUGACGCGAACAAAGAGAAGCUCGAUAAAGGCUCGAGUCCGAGCUCGAGCAUCAGUAGUUUGGCUCGGUUCGUUUACACCUUUGGCCCUGUUAAGGAGAUAUUAUCCCACUAUCCGUCUAACUAUAAGCAAUCUGCUGUCAUUCCUUUGCUUGAUCUUGCACAACAACAGAAUGGAGAGGCGAUUUCUAUACUCCUUUUCCAAACGAUGAUAUCUGAAACUGCUCCUGUGGGACAGCUUUAUUUGCCACCUCAGGUAGCUAAAGUCAUUGAAGUUGCUCCAAUUCGUGUAUAUGAAGUGGCAACAUUUUAUUCGAUGUUCAACCGAACAAAGGUUGGAAAAUACCAUCUUUUGGUAUGUGGUACAACUCCUUGCAUGAUACGGGGUUCUAGAGAAAUUGAAGAAGCAUUGCUGAACCACUUGGGAGUAAAGCGCAAUGAAGUAACUAAGGAUGGUUUGUUUUCUGUUGGAGAAAUGGAGUGUAUGGGAUGUUGCGUAAAUGCUCCCAUGAUAACGGUUGCUGACUACUCCAACGGAUCCGAGGGUUACACCUAUAAUUAUUUUGAAGAUGUCACUCCAAAACGAGUUGUUGAGAUUGUCGAGGCUUUGAGAAGAGGGGAGAAGCCACAGCGUGGUACACAAAAUCCGAAACGUAUAAACUCCGGUCCAGAGGGUGGGAACACUACAUUGUUAGGUGAGCCCAAGGCUCCUCCAUGUCGGGAUCUUGAUGCAUGCUGAGCAUGGUGAUUUUUUUAGUUAGUUUGUCUCUAAUAAUGAUGAAAACUUCGUUUGUAAGCCGAGGAUUAUUUGAACGAUUUUUCAGAUGUUAUUUCAUUUUUAUUUUUUUUGGCUCGUCGUGCUCGGGCAUGAAUGUGAUGAGUUCAAAAUUCUUAAUCAGUAUCAAGGUCCUGAUUAGUGGUGUAUUUUUUAUUUGUAUAUUUCAUAGUAAUGUGGCAAUUCACAUAAAAAAUAAAAAUAAGAAUUGCACUCAAUUUUUUGAAGAGACAUGAUUCUUAAGA